Gastrolobium bilobum is the source of this 3124-nucleotide messenger RNA. RefSeq lists its product as uncharacterized. Lineage: Eukaryota; Viridiplantae; Streptophyta; Magnoliopsida; Fabales; Fabaceae. The record is from RefSeq and is a predicted model, not a curated record. The transcript is spliced from 2 exons. Bases 400 to 906 code for a protein of 168 amino acids.
CAGAAUUUUGGCCAAACCCAAUUACUCCCUGCACAAAAUAGAAAGAGGAACAAAGGAUCUUUUCUCUUCAAUUCUUUUGAAUCAAAUUAGUCUAACAUACCAUUCUCCUUCACUCCAUGCGCAACAUCAUCCUCCGCACAAGACUGAAUAUCUCUCUCUCAAUUUAGAAUGAAACAAUAUCUCUCUUCCUCUCUUUCAAGACCGUAGACCAGCUAGAGAAGGACCCAAAGUUUGCAUGUGAAAUUCCUCCUCCCUACCUCUCACAAACCGUGAGCUACAUAAGAGGACAACGACCAUCCAAGCUUUCAUUCCUUCAUCUCAUGGUCCGACCGUUUUCCAUUGAGCGAGCAGUAUAGGAUUUUCUCUAGUUUCUGGUCUCUCCUCCAUCCCUUCGAUUUGAUGAAGAUCGUCCCUUGCAUGCAGCUCAAAUCCGUCAUCUUGAAGAAUGGAAAGGUGAAAGAAUUUGUACAUCAUUUGACCACUGUUUUCCUUGGCCGAUUCGUGGACCUAGGUUGUCUUGCAAGUAGAACAACCUCAGGAGCAUUAAUCGAUGUACCUAAGGGUGAGUUGAUAAUGCGCGUGGAUGGAGAGCAAACAAUAUUCAAGGUACUUAUAAAUGAAGCUCCUCCAUUGCCUGCUUCUCAACCUAAGAAUCAAGUCAACUACAUUGCGGAGAAAAAGGUUGAGGAAGGGAACAAGAAGGAAAUCCAUCAGCGGCAUGAAGAACAAAAGCCAAAUGUUAAGAUGGAAAAGCCCAAGAGCAAGAAAAAGCAUGUGAAAACUAAGUUUAAAGUUCCUGAAAGCCCUCCUCCUUAUCCACAUGAAUAUGAGUAUAACCAUAGCAGGACACAAAUUCUGAGCAAGGGUAUGGUGUCAUCACUAAGCCCGAGUUACCAGCCACCAUGAUCACAUAGUGUACGUCAGACUAAUGACGUUAAACAAGCGCUUGUUGGGAGGCAACCCAAUGGAUUUAUGCUUUUAUUUUAUUUUGCUACAUUUAGUUUUUGUUUUUGUUUAUUUUAUUUUAUCUUAGUUUUAAGUUUUUAUCCAUGGAGAUGUAUAUUUGAUGAAUUUCUUAUGCUGCUACUUGUUAUUAUUACGUGCUCCUUAUCUCUGACGUGUAGUCUAUUGCUGGGGACAACAAUCUUCUAAAUAUGGGAAUUGGGGCCGCACACGUGUUAUCAUGAGGUAUCACAUACAGAGGAACAAUAACAAGGAGCAACAGAAAGUCAGAGAAUUCAUGUAUACUUCAGGGAAGUUAUUCUAACCUUUCCAGUUUAUUUUUUUUUAGUAGUAAUUUUUUUUUAGAAUUAGUGAUAAUUGAUAUGUGAAAGCAUGUUCAAAUUUAGAUGUGCUACUCAGUCAAUUUCUUGAUUGAAAAUAAGGAAGCGUUGUAUGAUAUGUAUUAUUGCCAUGGCAUUGCAUAGAGCAUGAAUAGAGAUUAUGAUUGCUCGUUUGUUGAUUUCUAUGUUAAUAAUGGAUAAUGAUGCUUGAAAUGAAAUUAGGAAGAGUCUAGUUUGAUACCACAGCUGGUGAGGUUUGAGCCUAUACAGUUAAAUUUUUUAGAGAGCCCUCACUGCGGUAGUACUCUAGAACUUGAUCUAAUUCUCUCCAAUGCAUGUGUUGAUUGAGGUGAUAAAGACAUUCUAUUCUACUAGCUUAUGGCCAAAUAGUCACUUGAAAUUUUUUUCAUUGCUAGCCAUGUUACUGUUUUUGUUCAAUUACCUGAUUAAACUGUCUAAACCACUUCCACCAGAACUUACCUUGAUUGAGAUUGAAAUGUCAAUAAUCAAAAGUUAGAAGUGAUUGAGGUAAGAUCCACUAGAAGUUAAGCAGUUGAAAGGAAAAAGAAAAGAAAAAUAGUCCUCAAAAGAAUUCAAAGAGGACAGAAAAAUAAAUUAAAAAAUUGAAAAGAAAUUAUGAAGAAAAAGGUGAGAAAAGGGAUGAAUCAUGAAUUCAAGUAAAUAGUGGAGCUGAAAUAUGAAUUGAGAUAUGAUUGCGUCUUAAUGAAAAUGGUGUUUCAAUCUCAACGAUUAUUCAGCUACUUUCUAAAUGAUCCUAACCUUAAGCCGAGCCAAGGUAUAACCGUGAGAAGCCCUUUUGAUCAGUCAUGCAUGUGUUGGCAUUCCUCAUCUUCAGGAACUUGAGAAUAAGAUCAAGCUUAUGGUAGUGCAACAGCUGUGAUGGAAUGAUCGAUGAUGAAUACCCCCAAACACUGAGUGAUGAGCGAAUAUUAUGUCUUGUGAGGGGUAAUCAAGUUAGAUUCUGCUAUUUGAAGGAAGUUGAUAAGCAUCGUUUUAAGUUUUGACUUGGAAAUCAUUCAUGCUUAGUAUAGUAAUCGUUAUGAUUGUCUGUGCAAUGUUAUGCUUGAUUAAUUGAAUCUUGCUUCCCAUGUUUUAAUCCUGUUUAUUGCUGAGGACAACAACAUCUAAAUUUGGGAAUUGUUUGAUAUGCGUUCAGUAUAUGAUGCUUUCUAACUUAAAAGAAGUAAGGAAUUAAUCAUAAAUGUGUGAAAAUAAGUCAUAAAUGGAAGAAAUAUUGAUUAUUCCUUCUCAAUCAUUCUCUAACUCAAUUUAUGUGUUUUAAUAGCAUGAAACCCCAAAAAAAGAAGAAAUGAGAGAAGUGCAGUUUUCCUCUGUUCCUUGGCGCAAAGUGCUCGGCAGUUGGCGCAUUGUGCGCCAGGUGACAACUUCAACUAUGUUUUCCCGUGCAAUUUGCGCCGGAGUUGGUGCAAAGUGCGUGGGAGAUAUUUUUAAUUUUAAUCUGAUGCGAAUUACUCUAAAAGGAGGCCCAAUUGGAGAGCAAUUGGAAGGAGGUUUUCCUAAAACCUAAUAAAAAGAUCAGAAACAUAAGGAGAAGGGACUCUUUGACAACAAGGAAGAGAAAAACAACAAAGAGAGAGAGAAUUCUUGGAGUUUCAAAGAUUCGAACGAUCAAGAUGGAAGAUCUUUAUCUUCUUUCUCUUCUUUAGGUUCUGAAUUUUAUUUUCUUUCAUGUUUACUUUGUCAGACAUGAAUAUGUCUGGCUAGUUUAAUUAUUGUGGUAAUGGUCACAACUCUUUAUGUGAACCCCUUGUAGUUUGAUUAAAUUUAUAUUCAUCUAUGUUAAUUGAGCUAUUUUACCU